Messenger RNA from Aspergillus homomorphus CBS 101889, 1947 nucleotides. Its product is annotated as glycosyltransferase family 2 protein. The record is from RefSeq and is a predicted model, not a curated record. NCBI's taxonomy places the organism in Eukaryota, Fungi, Ascomycota, Eurotiomycetes, Eurotiales, Aspergillaceae. The transcript has 5 exons. The coding region runs from base 1 to 1947 and encodes 648 amino acids.
AUGCAGCCAGAUAUCAACUUGCCGCUGGAUGAGGAAAUUUUCGUCCCUGAAUCCCUCUUGGCAGCAGCCACCUCAAGCGGACCUUGGUCACAGAGACCGCACCGAGACAUCCCCCGUCCACUUCGAAGUGGUGUGCCUUCGGAUGAAGUUCAUUGUGUGGUGGUGGAGACCCCAGAAGGUCCUCACGCGGUCCCUCAUUCAGCGCCAGCGGGCUUCAGCGAUGAUCCUAUCCCCAUUGCGGAGCUUCCCGGCUCAUCGGUUCCUCCGCACAAAGCGCGCACAGCUCGGCAAUCACUGGACAGCAGCAGCAUCCUGAACAAGUUCACCGUCUUGUCCCCUGCCCCACUUCGCCAGACAAUCAGCACUUCAGUCGAGAGAGCCCGGGAGAGCAGUCUCUGGACGCUAUAUGACAAAGCCAACCUCGUUCAGAUCAAACACCAACGAAGAUAUUGGGUUCAAGUGCUGAUCGAAUAUGGAGCAUAUACAACCUUGCUUCUGUUCGUCUACUUCGUGCUCGUGGGAGAGCCACUGUGGGGGGGCACCAUCUAUUGGUUAUACUGGUUGAUGCGAAACAAAUUCGUUUUCCAAGGCGGAUGGGCCAUUGUCAUCAGCUUGGUCAUCUUCUACUCAUUCGCACCACUUUUGACACUCUUCGAGAAAGAUCAUCCCGACACAGAAUACUACCAGGAUCGCCACAUUCACCCGACUGCUCCGGAUACAGCGCUCUUGAUUCCCUGCUACCGAUCCGCACCCGUCAUUGGUCAGACCCUGGAGGCUGCGCUGAAGAUCUUCCCUGCAUCUCACAUCUAUGUCGUGGCAAAUGGCGAUUCAACAAACCCUUUAGACAACACGGAAGAGAUCUGUCGCCGCUAUGGAGUCAACCACAUCUGGUGCCCGGUCGGCUCCAAGAUCAUCGCCCUGUUUGUCGGCUGCUAUGCGGCCAAAUGCUUUCGUUAUGUUCUCCUGACGGAUGAUGAUUGUGUCCUCCCCGCGAACUUUCCCGUUGCCAUCUCUCGCCUGACGGAUAAUGUGCGUUGUCUGGGCUACACGAUCAAGGUGGUAGGACCUGGGUCUAGCAAAGGCACGUACUGCCAACAAGCUCAGGAUCUGGAAUAUAAGCUGGCUGGAUUGCAGCGCACCUUUGCAGGCCGCGUCGGCAGCGCCACCUUUCCACACGGAGCCAUUUCCCUCUGGGAGCGGUCCUUUCUCAAGGAUACGCUUCAAGAUCAUCCGGGCUUCUCGAUCAGUGAGGAUUGGUUUCUGGGAAACAGCUGCCGACGUCUAGGCGGGCGCAUCAAGAUGUGCAGCAUGAUCUUCGUCGAGACUGCUGCCCCACCUGCCUUUCUGUGGGUGGACAAGGAUCAGAGCCGAGGGGGCUUUGGCGAGAUGACUGUCUUCAAGCAACGAUUCCUACGAUGGAACUUCUUCCUGGUUAAUGGCAUGCGACAUAACUUGGCAUACAUCUUCGGCUCCUGGAAGCUGGGGCGGUGGGAACUUGGUGCGAAGAUCUUCGUAAUGCAAGAGGUAUACGAAACCGUCUUGAGCAUUAUGGCUCCCUUCAUCCUACCCAUCUCCUUGAUUGUGCGGCCGUCGUUCUGCAUUGGUCUGGUAAUGGCGACAUUGGGAUUGUACCUGCUGAACGCCGUGCUCUUCAAUGAGAUUCACCUGCGACUUAAAAAUGAACGAGUGAGCUGGAAGGUCAUCGUUGGGUAUUAUAUGCCGUUCAAGAUGCUCAUCGCCGGCAUCAACGUGAUCAGCUGUUACUGGAGUCUGAUCAAAUAUGCCAAGUAUUUUGCGCAGCGGCGACCGAAGCUCAUCGAGGACCACAAGGCGGUUGGGAUAGUGUUGAAGCUGGAAGAGCUCCGACAGCAUCAGCAGGGUGGGCUUGGUCGCAGCAUGACUGUGCGCACGGUCGGAGUGCGUAGCCGCGCAAGUAGUGCUGGAUGA